CCCAUGGAGAAAACAGUGAAUGCUCGACAAAUGACGAACUAUAGUAAAGUUUGAUUACAAUUUACAACAAUCAAAUGAAUUUCUACGGUCUGUGAGGUGUAAUGCUAUCAAAAUCUGCUUCCGUCAGUUCAUGCAACUGCAUUACGAAUCAGCCAUAGAUGUUCUUGCUAAGAACCAAUUUCCAGUUCCACUGCAAACCCAUUGUUUUCCAGCAGUUCUUCUACCGAAUUCCGUCGUCACCCACUUGCUCCUUUGCCACUCAUCGCUACCAUUUGAAGGACAGGACUGAAAAUUUCAUAGCGAAAGCAAUUUCUUCGCGAGCAGAAUCGUCGGCCCUAGAAAUGGUGAAGGCGAUAAGAGUUCAUGAACUUGGUGGGCCUGAGGUUCUCAAAUGGGAGGAUGUGGAUAUUGGAGAGCCAAAUGAGGGUGAGGUUCGAGUUAGAAAUAAGGCGAUUGGUCUAAAUUUUAUUGAUGUCUACUUCAGGAAAGGAGUUUACAAGGCUGCUACCAUGCCCUUUACUCCAGGCAUGGAAGCUGCUGGGGUGGUGACCGCUGUGGGCCCUGGAGUAAACGACAGGAAAGUUGGGGAUCUUGUUGCUUAUGCUGGGAACCCAAUGGGCUCAUAUACUGAAGAACAGAUACUUCCUGCUGACAAAGUUGUUCCAGUUCCUCCCUCUGUUGAUCCUACAAUUGCAGCAUCUGUCAUGCUGAAGGGAAUGACAGCUCAGUUUCUAGUCCGACGUUGCUACAAGGUUGAACCAGGACAUAUUGUCCUCAUUCAUGCAGCAGCGGGUGGAGUUGGAUCCCUGUUAUGCCAAUGGGCUAACAGUCUUGGUGCCACUGUCAUUGGUACUGUCUCAACCGGAGAGAAGGCAGCUCAAGCCAAGGGGGAUGGAUGCCAUCAUGUUAUUAUCUAUACAAAAGAGGAUUUUGUGGCUCGUGUAAAUGAGAUAACUUCGGGAAAUGGAGUUAAUAUUGUUUAUGACUCUGUAGGAAAGGAUACCUUUCAGGGAUCAUUGGCAUGUCUAAAAACUCGUGGCUACAUGGUGAGUUUUGGACAAUCGUCAGGUACACCUGACCCAGUUCCACUCUCGGCACUUGCGGCGAAAUCUCUAUUCUUAACAAGGCCCUCCCUCAUGCAAUAUACCGUAAUCCGCGACGAGCUACUGGAGGCUGCUAAAGAGGUAUUUGAAAAAGUAGAAUCUGGUACUUUACGGGUUCAUGUUAAUCAUACAUACCCUUUAUCUGAAGCUGCACAAGCACAUGCUGACCUUGAGAGCAGAAAAACGACUGGGUCAGUUGUGCUUCUACCGUAAAAAUACUGUCUUUGGAAAUAGGUUUCAAGUUGGUUUAUGCUGAUAACAUGAAAAACCAUUUCUCUUUGUACCUUUUUUGUAAUGACUUUGUGAAAUAAAAAGGCUAUGGGACUUUGCUUUCAAUAAAAUUAUGCAUAGUUUUGACCAUUAAA
Molecule: messenger RNA, 1468 nt
Organism: Benincasa hispida (wax gourd)
Lineage: Eukaryota; Viridiplantae; Streptophyta; Magnoliopsida; Cucurbitales; Cucurbitaceae
Product: GroES-like zinc-binding alcohol dehydrogenase family protein
Cellular component (GO): cytosol
Molecular function (GO): NADPH binding; mRNA 3'-UTR AU-rich region binding; quinone reductase (NADPH) activity
Source: RefSeq, a predicted model, not a curated record